Arthroderma uncinatum is the source of this 1167-nucleotide messenger RNA. RefSeq lists its product as uncharacterized. The record is from RefSeq and is a predicted model, not a curated record. The transcript has 2 exons. Lineage: Eukaryota; Fungi; Ascomycota; Eurotiomycetes; Onygenales; Arthrodermataceae. Gene Ontology annotation, cellular component: mitochondrion. The coding region runs from base 1 to 1167 and encodes 388 amino acids.
AUGUUGGCAUCGCGUCUUGUCCGAUCCGGCACCGCUUCUUCUCUCUUUCGCCCAUUCACCACCUCAUGUACCCGUCUACGGGCCCCCUCUAUCAGAGACAUUACCCCAGACGAUGCUUCAGCGUUCAACACCCGUCAGAAGGAGUUCCGUGAUAAUUUAGAAGCUGCUCGGAAAAGAAAAGCAGAGCAAGACAGUCAGUCGCUUGAUGCUUCUGUCCCUGUUUCUCGUCAUUCUCGUUCUGCCCCAUCCCUUUCCUCUGAAGCUGUGUCAUCAUCUCCCACUGCUCCAGAUGCGAGCAAUGCGAAUGGAUCUGCCUCUGUCGUUGAUGCUGCAUCUUCGCUGGAUGGCCAGGCACUAGGCUCACUGUCCACUCACCGCAUUGUAGGAGACCGGCAACAGUCAGAGAGCAACACCAACGCUGGACGUGGCCGUCUAUCCAGUCUCAUCUACGGCACCAAGGAAGGCCAGCAGCUAGACAAGGAUAUCGAACGGUCCUUCUCCGAGGUCUUGGCGCGAGGAAAGUACGUCCAUUCAAUCGUCUUCCACGAGGUUAAGCCCGAUAAGGUCGACGAGUAUGUCGGUCUAGUCGGAGACUGGUACCCCAAGAUGGCCGGCAUGGAAGACAACAAGGUCAACCUCGUUGGCAGCUGGCGGACACAAGUUGGAGACAACGAUACCUUCAUUCACAUCUGGGAGUACCAGCGAUACACGGGCUACCACGCCUCCCUCCACGAGAUCGGGCAACAACCCGGCUUCGUCGAGUUUGACCGCAAGCUUAAGUCUCUAAUCAAGAGCAAGAGCACCUCGUUGAUGCAGGAAUUCUCCUUCUGGCCAACCACACCUCCACGUCGCCUGGGCGGCGUCUUCGAGCUCCGAUCUUACACCCUACACCCAGGGAACCUCCUAGAGUGGGAGAGCCACUGGAGACGCGGCCUUGCUGCCAGACGCCAGAUCAUGGAGGGAGUUGGUGCAUGGUUCGUGCAGAUCGGCGACCUCAACACCGUUCACCAUCUGUGGCAAUUCGCAGAUCUGGAGGAGCGAAAGAAGCGACGUGAGCAGUCGUGGGAGCUUGAAGGGUGGGCCGAUACAGUGCACAAGACCGUUCCCUUGAUUCAGUCAAUGAAGAGCAGGAUCCUGAUUCCCAUGCCAUGGAGCCCGGUCGGUUAA